This is a messenger RNA of Phialemonium atrogriseum, 1837 nucleotides long. Its product is annotated as glycerol kinase. Gene Ontology annotation, molecular function: glycerol kinase activity. Gene Ontology annotation, biological process: triglyceride metabolic process; glycerol metabolic process; phosphorylation. Gene Ontology annotation, cellular component: mitochondrion. NCBI's taxonomy places the organism in Eukaryota, Fungi, Ascomycota, Sordariomycetes, Cephalothecales, Cephalothecaceae. The record is from RefSeq and is a predicted model, not a curated record. The coding region runs from base 183 to 1745 and encodes 520 amino acids. The transcript has 3 exons.
CUGGAGCUCCCGUCCUCCUGCGAUGAAGCUACAAAUAUUUUGCGAGUCCGUUCGAAAGUUGUGACCCUGCAGUUACGCAUCUCCUCUCAUCAGUCGGCCCGUAAAGAUUCGCUCCCUCGUCCAUUGUCGCCCUUGAAGACUCUCUCGCCUCUACCUCGCCCCUUUCCCAAGCAUACCAAGAAAUGGGUUCCGUCACAAUGUCUCCUGCAAAUGGGGCUUCUAACAUCUCCUUCAUCGGAGCAAUCGAUCAGGGCACCACGAGCUCACGCUUCCUGAUCUUCAAUUCAAGGGGCGAGGUUGUCGCGACGCACCAGCUUGAGUUCAAGCAGAUGUACCCCGAGCCUGGCUGGCACGAACAUGACCCCGAGGAGCUUGUGACCUCGGUCGAGCAGUGCAUCGACGGCGCAGUGCAGGAUUUUGAGACUCAGGGCCACUCUCGCGAGCAGAUCAAGGCUGUCGGCAUCACAAACCAGAGAGAAACGACCGUCGUCUGGGACAAGACUACUGGAAAGGCACUGCACAACGCCAUCGUCUGGACCGACACUCGCACUCAGGAGCUGGUUCGUCGGCUGAAGCAACGCCUUGGCGCCGGCGAGCUGACCUCACGAUGCGGUCUUCCUCUGUCGACGUAUCCUUCGGCAAGCAAGCUUCUAUGGCUCCUGGAAAACAUCCCCGAGGUCAAAGAUGCCUACGAGCGCGGCGUGCUGGCCUUUGGUACUGUUGAUACCUGGCUAACGUACAAGCUCAACGGCGGGACCGCACGCGAUGUCUACGUGUCCGAUCCGACCAACGCAUCGAGAACCAUGUUUAUGAACAUUGAGACACUCAACUACGACGAUGAGCUGAUCGACUGGUUCCGCCUUGACCGCAAGAAAGUCUUCCUGCCGAAGAUUGUGCGGUCCUCAGACACCAAGGCAUAUGGCUCCCUGGCCAGCACCUCGUUGAAGGGUACCAAAAUCAUGGGCUGCCUGGGCGACCAGUCCGCCGCGCUUGUCGGCCAGAAGGGAUUCACACCCGGUCUCGCGAAGAACACCUACGGCACCGGAUGCUUCCUGCUCUAUAACGUCGGCCCCAAGCCCGUCAUCUCAACCCACGGCCUGCUGACGACCGUCGCAUUCGACUUCGGCGAGGGCAAGACCAUGUACGCCCUGGAAGGCAGCAUCGCCGUGGCGGGGUCCAGCGUCAAGUUCCUCGUCGACAACUUCGGCUUCAUCGAGUCGUCGUCCAAGCUCAGCGCCCUCGCCGAGACGGUCGAGGACAACGGUGGGUGCACCUUCGUCACGGCCUUCAGCGGCCUCUUCGCGCCGUACUGGAUCGACGAUGCCCGUGGCACCAUCUUCGGGUUGACGGCGUACACGCAGCGCGGGCACGUUGCGCGCGCCACGCUCGAGGCUACCUGCUUCCAGACCAAGGCCAUCCUCGAGUCCAUGGAGAAGGACAGCGGCCAGGCGUUGACGGAGCUUGCUGUUGAUGGCGGCAUGUGCAACUCGGAUCUCAUCAUGCAGACCCAGGCCGACCUCAUCGGCAUCCCCGUCAAUCGACCCGGCAUGCGCGAGACGACGGCCCUCGGCGCCGCCAUCGCCGCCGGCCUCGCCGCGGGGGUCUGGAAGGACUUCAGCGACCUGGCGAACGUGAAUAUGGAAGGCCGAACCAUGUUCCAGCCGAAGAUUGAGAAGGAGGAGGCGACGACACGGUUUGCUCGCUGGGAGAAGGCGGUGCGGAUGAGCAAUGGAUGGUUGAACUAAAUAUCCCUGUAGCCCGUUUUUAUUUAUUUACUUAUUUAUUUAUUUAUACUUUUCUGCCUGUCUAUCAGUUAUUAGCUAGCAUAUUAUAUUCG